Gracilinanus agilis (Agile Gracile Mouse Opossum) is the source of this 1697-nucleotide messenger RNA. It is a transcript of the gene TMDD1, whose product is annotated as transmembrane and death domain 1. The coding region runs from base 601 to 1695 and encodes 364 amino acids. The record is from RefSeq and is a predicted model, not a curated record. The transcript is spliced from 4 exons. Lineage: Eukaryota; Metazoa; Chordata; Mammalia; Didelphimorphia; Didelphidae.
AGGAGGUGCCCACUAGUGUGCCUGGCUGGUCUGAGGAAUCUGUGUCACUAUGUCCUCCACUGACGUCUUCCUGACUUGACUCCCACUGGUUUUGGGUUGCGUUCUUCAAGGCUAGGUGAACCGCUGCGUUAAGCAAGCUCUUGGCAGAUCCAAGGCCUCGACAAGCUUGGAAGUCUUGGGUGUGGCCUCAGAGAGAAACCAGGUGUUUCAGUGAUGACCAGAGAGACGCUCCUCUCCAGACCCGCUGCAGGGGGAUGCCUUUUUUGGCGACAGCAGCUCCUGAAAGACCAUCAACCACAUCGCAUGAGCUGGGUGUGAGUGUGUAAAAGGUCACCUCAUUGUUACGUGAGACUCACUGGAAAGAAGCUCAGAGUCGAUCUGGACCAGCCUCCCUCCACAUGGAGAAAAGCUUUCUCCAAAGCCCUGGAACGAGCUGUUUGUUGGACAGUCCAACCGUGUGGAAUCCUAAGAUUGCCCGCUCCCCUCCUGACCCUGCUGGCUGUCUCACGAAGCCGCCUGAGGACCCAGGACUCUUCUCACUGGGAGAAAGCAUGGGCUGGGCACUUAUACAAGUGUCCUCUCCGGGAGGGGAGCUCCGUUAUGCCACCCCUCUCUUGGCUUUGGUUCUGGCGCCUAUGGAGCUGGGCUCUUCCAACGCCCCUUCGUUCUUUGGAGGACGAGAGAGACCCGGGCGUAAGAGAGGAUGUGGGUACAGUGGCUGAGAUUUCAGGGGGCGCUCCCAACGCGGCCCGGGGCCAACAGCGCGCCGCCUCUCCAUUGUCCCAUCGGAUUCCAGGCUCCUCCCCUCGCCCCGCCCCCCGGUCGUGGGUCGGGGUCAUGGCGGUGCCUGGGUGGUUGCGAGCUGGGCUGUGGCUCGUGGCCUGGGCGGGGCUGUGUGACUGGCAGGUCAGACUGGCAGCGGCCGAGGACGCGCUGGGCCCUCACGUGGCCGUGCGCCUGGCCGAGCUGCUGACCCCGGAGGAGUGCGAGCUGUUUCGGGCCCUCCUGGAAGCGCCCGAGCCUGACCCGGAGGCCGAGCUGGCUCGCCUGUCCGAGGCCCGGAGGCCGCCGGGCGCUGAGCCCGAGGAACCCUGGCGGCGGAGGCGGCGGGAGGCCACCCAGGACAAGGACGGCGGCUGUCGGAAGGAGCUGGCCAGCUGGCUGGCGGCCGAGGCGCCCACCCUGGCGUGGGACCGGGUGGCCCGGGCUCUGCGGCGCUGCGGCCGGCCGGACAUGGCCCGGGAGCUGGCCAAGGGCCUGCAUCAAGAAGCCACCCUGGAGCUGCGGAAUUUCGCGCAGCCCUACCAGCGUGCUGCCGCCGCCGCCGAGGCCGCUGAGGCCGCCCAGCGGCCACCUGGGCAGUCCCUGCAGCCCCGCGCCAUCCCUCCCGACUGGGACGCCUGGGACACCUGGGACGCACUGGAGCUGAUCGUGGAGAGACUGCCCCAAGCCCCCUACCCGGGCAGCCCAGUGGGCUGGCUCGUGCCCUUGAGCCUCGGCUUCAUCUUGGGCUUCCUGGGCGCCCUGGGCAUCGGACUGCUCGUUGUCCUCCUCACGUUGUGGGUCACGGGGGGCGACGGAGACGGCAAGGAGGCGGAGGGGGAGAGGCCUGAGAGCCCGGACGGAGACACUGUGGCCCUAUUGGGGCCCAUUGACCCCCGCUGCCUGUGGGAAAUAAAGACUCUUCCCGAGUAAAA